This is a messenger RNA of Porites lobata, 994 nucleotides long. The record is from the annotation of a GenBank genome assembly. Lineage: Eukaryota; Metazoa; Cnidaria; Anthozoa; Scleractinia; Poritidae.
AUGAAGCGCCAAUCUACACCCUGUUUGCUCAGUGACGCUUUUAAUAUCUGCGAUGGAAACAGUGCGGUUACCUCUUCAGCAGCUAACAGGUACGUAUAAACAUUAUCAGAUAUCGUUUGUUGGGGGACAGACCUUCGGGAAGCAAAUCCUCGAUACACGAGAACGAAGGCUUGUACCGAAAAAUCUGUAACGACUACAAGGUAGACUACUCUUGUUGUAGCACGUGUCAAGAAGCAGAUGUAAUCUCUCUUUUCGGCUACAGCUUCGCGGAUGUAUAAAGCUCUUGUAAAGUCUACGUCAGAGACUGUAAAUGGUUCUGCUUGAGUGAGUCUUUUCUUUGGAAGAAGAGAUGGGUCAGGAUGUUGCUUUCUUGACAUGUUAGCGUCCAGCAGGAAUCCAAUAUCUCAGACGUACGAGAUUCAGUGUGAAAAUUCGCACAUGCAUAUAAUUGAUUAACAUGCGUGACACUGAUGUCUGAGGAAUAAGAACUUGGUAGAUUUGGAAACUAGCGCAUUGUGAACCCUCUUGCCGAUACGCAUAACAUUAGUAUUAUCUAAAAAGAGGAGUAGCUGUCGAACUAGUGGUUUUUGGCGUAGAUUUGGAGAGCAUACUGGAGAUCUCCUUGUGGUAACUCACUUGCUGACGAUUCUUGAUCCAUUCUCUCUGGGCAUGAGCCAGUUCUUGAAUGUGUUGUCAGAGCUCCUUUGUUCUUGUUCUGCUUUCUGGUAUUGAGCACAAACCGCAGGACGAAGGGUUUGACGUAGGUGAGCCUGGAAAUGGUGCUGAUAGGUCUGUUGGUUAUCUAUGGUCAAUGGUUGGAGAUAACCUUGGAGCGGUAAACUUGGAAGGGGCUGUUAGGGUCACUGAGGUAACUCAAUCAGAAGAAGCGUGUAGCAUCCCUAUCUUGUUCACCAAGACUGAUGUCUACGAAAGCCUUCUCAGUAUCAUGCAGUUGCAAAACCAAACGUACAGCGGGGGAAUCGGGGUAGGAUAG